This is a messenger RNA of Cololabis saira (Pacific saury), 3079 nucleotides long. Its product is annotated as tyrosine-protein kinase CSK-like. Gene Ontology annotation, biological process: regulation of Fc receptor mediated stimulatory signaling pathway; adherens junction organization; protein phosphorylation. Gene Ontology annotation, molecular function: protein binding; protein tyrosine kinase activity; ATP binding. The coding region runs from base 561 to 1904 and encodes 447 amino acids. The record is from RefSeq and is a predicted model, not a curated record. The transcript has 13 exons. Lineage: Eukaryota; Metazoa; Chordata; Actinopteri; Beloniformes; Belonidae.
AGAGCGAAGUCGUGCAUUUAUCCGCAGUGCCUUUCAGCCUCUCUUUCCGUCCAGCUCCCCCUCUUCUCGGUAUCUUUGCCUGUACGAGCUUGCCUUGUUUUUUUAUUUGUUUUUGUGUUGUUUUUUUUUGCUCUUUGAAACGUCGAGCCAGCUGGGAGCAAAACUGCGGAAAGGGAGUCACUUAUUGCCGCUGCCGCGACAAUAAUGUUGACAGGACUCGCACCAGCGACCGCCCUCAUUGGUUUAACCUCGGACUGCUGAAGUUUCGGAUCACCUGAGACGUAUUUCACUUCUUCCUCAUCAAGUAUCGAUGCGUUUGGCGUUUCAUAACUGAGUGUCGGGCUGUUUUUCUCUCCUUUUUUAAUGGCGUGAAUUGGAAUUUACAUGCAGCCGUUCACAUGAAAACGGACGUCGAGAAGUGAGCGACAAUCACCUGCCGGUGCCUCAAAUCCCUCGGUUUUUUACUUGAAAACAGAUACUGUAAGCGUGCGUGUGUGUUUACCAGCUCUAAUGGUAGCAGCUAGAAAACGUCACCUGUGAGAGGAUCGCCGCGCCUCAUCAUGACAGAGGUCCAGAGUUCAUGGCCGCAGGGCACAGAGUGUGUGGCCAGGUACAACUUCAAAGGAACAUCAGAGCAGGACCUGCCGUUCAACAAAGGAGACAUUUUGACCAUCAUCAUAGUCACAAAGGACCCAAACUGGUACAAAGCUAAAAAUGCGUCGGGUCGCGAGGGAACGAUCCCCGCCAACUAUGUUCAGAAGAGAGAAGGCGUGAAAACCUGCGGCAAACUGAGCCUGAUGCCAUGGUUUCAUGGCAAGAUAACGCGGGAUAGGGCAGAGGAGCUGCUAAAACCCCCAGAGACGGGCCUGUUCUUGGUGCGGGAGAGCACCAACUUCCCCGGCGACUACACUCUCUGUGUGAGCUGCGAUGGCAAGGUGGAGCACUACCGCAUCAUCUACCACAACGGCAAGCUCACCAUCGACGAAGAAGCCUAUUUUGAGAAUCUCAUGCAGCUGGUUGAGCACUACACCAAAGAUGCUGAUGGCCUGUGCACCAAACUAAUGAAGCCAAAGCUGGAGGAGGGAACUGUAGCUGCUCAGGAUGAGUUUUCCAGAGGUGGCUGGUCCAUGAGCAGAAAAGACCUGAAGCUGCAGCAGGUUAUUGGGAAGGGAGAAUUUGGAGAUGUCAUGGUAGGAGACUAUAGAGGGACUCAAGUAGCAGUGAAAUGCAUAAAAAAUGAUGCCACAGCGCAGGCUUUUAUCGCAGAGGCCUCCGUCAUGACGCAACUACGGCAUGAUAACCUGGUACAGCUGCUUGGGGUGAUCGUAGAGGAGAACGGGAGUCUUUUUAUAGUUACUGAGUAUAUGGCCAAGGGCUGUUUGGUUGAUUACCUGCGGUCCAGAGGUCGUACAGUGCUCGGUGGAGAAGCACUCCUUAAUUUUGCUCUAAAUGUCUGUGAAGCCAUGGCGUAUCUGGAGACCAACAACUUCGUGCACCGUGAUUUGGCUGCCCGAAACGUCCUCGUGUCAGAAGACAACAUCGCCAAAGUCAGUGACUUUGGUUUGACCAAAGAGGCUUCUUCCACUCAGGAUACCGCAAAGCUGCCUGUGAAAUGGACGUCACCAGAAGCCCUCAGAGAAAAGAAAUUUUCCACCAAGUCAGAUGUUUGGAGCUACGGUAUUUUGCUUUGGGAGAUUUACUCGUUUGGCCGAGUCCCUUAUCCAAGAAUUCCGUUGAAAGACGUAGUGCCACGAGUGGAAAAGGGCUACAAAAUGGACUGUCCAGAGGGCUGCCCGGAAGUGGUGUACAAUAUCAUGAAACAGUGCUGGAACCUGGACCCUUCUGCUCGACCGAGCUUUCAGAUGCUCAAAGAGUGGCUACAGCACAUCUGCCAUAAAAAGUGAUUUCUUUCUUCCUUUAGUUUUUUUUUGUUUUUUUUUUGUUUUUUGCUUUGACCACUUGGACUGAAACUUGGAAAGUGACAUCUCAAGGACUGUAGUUUUUGUCAAAUGUGAUAGUAAAUUAUGUUUUCAUUGACAGAAAAGUACAGACACAACACAUCUUCUUCUUAAGGGCCAUUCAUGCCAAGAACUAUAACUAUAUUAAGAGUAACUUUAAAGAUUCGAGCCUCCAGACUGGACUGAUGACCUGCUACCGCUGUGUGUGGAAGCAAAAGAAAACCAGAAACGUGGGUUCCUAAAAUUCUACAAAAAUGUGAGGAAUUAGGAAAAAUCUGAUACCCUGUGAUGAGAGGUCCAAUCUUUUGUGUCAUAUUUACUUUUGGGUCAGUAUCGGUGUCCUGGAGACAUCAGAGAGCUCAUCAGCAUCACAGUGUGUCAGAUAAAUCAUUGUUGUUGUUUUUAGUGUCGUUUUUUUCUGUGUAUUUUGGAUAUUGGAAUAUUUAUAUUUGUCUUUUUAUAGUUAUAGAUCUUUGUGUGAACAGCCCUUUAAUGAUGUUCAGUCACAGCUCUUUAAGAGAGCUGAAAGGUUCUUCACGUCUUCCCACGCUCUGUUAUCAGAGAUGAAUGUUUAACUGCCAUAUCAUUCCGGCUUUCCUGCGAACACAAACUGCCUCAGAGUCAAAGUGCCUUCGCAGGUUUUCAUAUCCUCUUCAUACUGGUGGCAUUACGUUUGCGGUGAUUCACUCGGGAGACUGGAUCCGUGACAUCUGUACUAGAGGAAAGACGCUUCGGAAAUUGGAAAAGCGUUUGAAUUUGUCAUUACUCGCUGCAUUUUUUUUUUUUUUUUUUCACAGCUCCCAGGUACACCUCGUUGUGUGGAUGUUGAUUUUAUUUAUCAAAAGGACUAAGGUAAAAUAAGUGCAACUAUGCAGAUAUAUUUUUAAUUGAUAUGAAAUGCAUUAUGCCUGUUAAACCUUUUGUAAGUCAAAAAAGUCACAAGUGCUGAUAUAACAACCCUCUUCUGUGCAGCUUAGUAGACAACAUUUUUGUGUGGAAAUGCUCAACCUGACAAGAUAUUUUUCUAUGUGAGUUAUUGACUUUAAUCAAACUGUCCAGAUUUUGAAUGUCGAUAAAUGUACCCUCCUGAUAUUUCCAACAAUAAAAUUUCCAUCUUUAAA